UCAAACCACGCGUGCGUACGACGAAGCACCCUCCGCGCCCACACCAAAAUACUGUACAAUAAACCAGUGAAAACUCAAAAAACUAACUCAAAAAUAAACUCAAAACACUGUGCCAGUGAAAAUACAUACAAUAUUCGUGUUGGUGUGUGUGAAAAAUGACUAUGUGUGCGUAUUUAGGAUCACAAUUGGGAUAGGAGUGUUAUUGGCGGGACGCUGGGCUAUCUAGUUGAACAGAUGAGGGCGCGUGCGACAAGGACGUGUAGAUGCUGAGCCAUGGAGCCGGGCUGGGUAGUGCUAGCCGCUGCGCUAGUGGCAGUGCUGGCGCAGAACAAUAGAAAUGACGGACCGCGGUUCCUGUCCCGAGGUCACUCCUUCCGCACCGUGGUGGGAGACACGCUUCUGCUGCCGUGCCAAGUUCAGAAUUUGGGGUCGCUGGUGCUGCUGUGGCGGCGCGGGCCGGCGGUGCUCACGGCCGCCAGCCUCAUGGUGACGAGAGACGACCGCUUCCGUCUGGUGGACGGCUACAACCUGCAGAUCACUGACGUGGGCCCACAGGAUGCGGGAGACUACGUUUGCCAGAUAUCAGACCGCGUGUCCAAAGACCAGGUGCACACCGUGGAGGUCCUGGUCCCGCCAAGUGUGAGAGCCUCGCCAGAGUCCCGGCAUGCAGCUGCGCGGCGCGGGGGAGCUGCUGUCCUGGAGUGUCGGGCCUCGGGGAACCCUGUGCCUAGCGUGGUCUGGCAUAAGCUGAACGACUCUUCCGUCCGACUGGCCGAGGGUCCACAACUGCAGCUGUCGCGCCUGGAGCGCCAGCACAGCGGCAAGUACGCCUGCACCGUCGACAACGGCGUGGGGCCGCCCAUCGUGAGCGAGUUCCAGCUGCAGGUCUUGUACCCUCCAGAGAUAACGGUGGAGAGAUCAUGGGUACACACUGGUGAGGGGUUCCGGGCAGAGCUUCUCUGUACGGUGCUGGCUGAUCCUCCUGCUGAGGUGCUGUGGUACCAGAACUCGUUUCCUCUGAGCGCGUCGGAGCGAGUCACCAUGUCGGUGAGGGGCAACAACCAUACGUUGCUCAUAGCCAACGUGCAGCCCGAGGACUUCGGGAACUAUACUUGUGUAGCAGACAACAGCCUGGGCCGCGCGCGCCAGCACGUGGAGGUGUCGGGGCGCCCGGGCGCCGCGCGGUUCACGUCGCCGCCGCUGGCGCGCGCGCGCACCGCCUACACGCUGGCCUUCGCGGUGGACAGCUACCCGCCGCUGGACGAGCUGCGGCUGCUGUACAGGCAACUGGCGGUGAACGAGUCAUUCCAGCAGCCAGGGCGGUGGCACGACGUGGUCAUCCCCGCGCCGGAGCCGGCGGGGUCCCUGACCCACCGGGUCACGCACGAGCUGCGGGGGCUGGACCCCGGGGCCAUGUACGAGGCCAUCGUGCAGGCCAAGAACAGAUACGGGUGGAAUGAGGUGAGCGACAUAUUCCAAUUCCACACACUGGGCGGCACGCACUCGGUCCACGCGGACGAGUUAUCACCAAUGUUCUCGUCGGCAGUCAGGCAUCGACUGAUGACGUAUGCAGUGCUCCUCGCCUUAUAUACCCACAUGGUCGGAUGAUGUUUCUACCCGCGUUUACAAUUUACUUUUUGAUAUUGACAUUUUUUAUUUAUUCUACGUUUUUAAUGUGUAAAGAGUCAUAGGCUUACUGUUUAAAUUAGUCCUCGCUCGCGCAGGCUAGAGGUGUGAUGACAAGAUGGAGUGAAUGACUAGCAGGUGUCAGGCGCAUUCUUCAUUCAUUCACUGAUACGCGAAAAUAUUUAGAGACCUAGAUGCUUUAUAGCUCAAUGUUUAUAAACUGAGUCAUCUCCCGCGUGGAGCAGGGGUGAGUGAUGUCAGUGAUGAGUGACAGGAGCGAGUGGGUAAGCGCAUAAUUCAUUCAUUCAUUCAUUCAUUCAGUGUCAGAUGAGACUUAGACAGUAGGGCUUGCACGGUGCAUGGGUGCGGAAUUUGGUAACGUCAAGGGGAGUGAAUGAGCAGCGUGCAGCAGGCUCACUCUUCAUUCAUUCAGCUUCAGAUGAGAUGUAGGCAUUAGAGCUCGCUAUAGUUAAAGUGAGUCCUCGUCCGCGCGGUGCAGAGGCGGGUGUGACGUCAGAGGGGAUAGAGGAGCGUCAGCGAAAGCAUACGUCAUUCAUUCAUUGACUUCAUUGCCGGCGAGAUGGAAGCAUUAGGCAAGUGACGUCAGAGGGGAAAAAGAAACAGGGGGUAUGGAAAUACUUCAUUAAUUCAUUGAUAGACAGACGGCCUUGUUGCCACAGACAAAGACCCUUAGUUUGACAGACCCUGACUACAAAUCUUUAUCCAUCAGCCGAUUGAAGUUGAAGAAAUGCAAGCAAAAAUUAAAGCAUAACAUAUUAACUAAGGCCUCGCAUGCGCUCUGCAGAGGCGCGAAGUGUGACGUCAGAGAAGUACGAGUGACAAGUAAGAGGGUAAAGAAUCCUUCAUUCAUUCAUUGACAGGCGAGAUGUAGGCAUUAGGUGAGUGACGUCAGAUGAGAAAGAGGAGUAUGGGGUAGGUACAUACUGUAUUCAUUCAUUGAUAAAGACUGAUGGCCUUGAUACCGCGGAUAAGUCACUUAGCUUGGCGAAUACCUGGACACAAGAACUUUAUCAUUAUCAUCAACUGAAUGAAUUGAUGUAGAUUUACAAGACGAAUGUCCUGGGUUCGAUCCCCAUUUGGGCUGAUUAAGGUCUUCUUAAUUGGUCCCGGCCUGGCUGGUGGGAGGCUUCAGCCAUGGUUAGUUACUACACUACGGACAAAGACUUGUCACCAAGCGAUUAGACGUUCCGUUACGAUGUCGUGUAGAAACCGACAGGGUUGUGGAUUUACCUUCUAUUCUUAAAAAGUUAACCCGUUUCCAUCUUAGAUUGCAUCAUCACUUACCAUCAGCCAAGAUUGUCAAGAAAGUUGAAGAAGUGAAAACAUAACAUAUUAUCUACAGCGAAGUAUGACGUUAGGGGGUAUGAGUGAGCUGCAAAAAGGAACAUUCAUUCAUUCAUUCAUCAUUCAGUCAUCAUUGCUCCAUUCAUUUAUUCAUCAUUUAGUCAUCCAUCAUUCAGUCAUCACUCAUCCAUUGAUUCAUUCAUCAUUCAGUAAUCUUUCAUCCAUUCAUUCAUCAAUCCAUUCAUUCAUUCAUUGACUUGACGGACGCGCUUGCUUCCGCGGACGAAAACUCCUUCGAUUCGCUCACACCUGGCCACGUCAUAAUUAUUACCGGAAUAAAUAUAAAAAAAAUUGUACUAAUGUCUUUAAUAAAAAUCUGGUCGUUAUACGAUUACCUUGAACACCAAAUUUUGUAUUAUGUAGAGAGAAUAACCAUCUUGAAUUUUCCUUAAAUGUAUUUGUGUGUAUAUCUGAGUGCCUAGUGGGAGAUUUCAAUGUUUUCACACUGUGACUAUCGCGUAAACGUAAACGCGAAUUUGUAAGAAAUUGAAACAGUUCUGCAGUAUCACUAGAUGGCGCAAUUACAAUUUCUUAGAAAUAUGUGUUUACGUUAACGCGAUCGUCACAGUAUGAGAACAUUGAAUAGUCCCACUAGGCACUCAGAUAUCUCUCAACACUUUUUGAAGAAAAACUUCUGAACGCUUGAAUUGGAGUAAACUGUUACAUGCGUUACAAAAAGUGUAAUCGGGCGAGGCGAACAUUCUAUGUGAGCGUUAGAAGUUUUACUUCAUUAGUGGUCUAUUUCAUACAGAGAUGGUUCUGUACUACCAUUUUGUGUAAAAUAAUAAUAAUUUGUAUAAAAUGAGAGAAUUGUAUGAAUCAACAUUAUAGUAGUAUAAAUGAACAACUUUUAUUGUAAAACCGCGAUCUCAUCUGUGUGCCGAGUGGCAGUUUUCAAUAUUUUCAUACUGUGACGAUCGCGUAAACGUAAACGCGCAUUUCUAAAGACUUAAAACAGUUUUUCAGUAUCACUAGAUGGCGCUGUUUCAAUUCGCGUUUACGUUUACGCGAUCAUCAGAGCAUGAAAAUAUUGAGAACUGCCACUAGGCAUUCUGAUGAUGUCUAAGAUAGAAGCAGACUUACCCUAAAGAGCUAAGUAACUACUUACCUCUACCAUACCUCUGCCGGUUUGUACGCAGUAUGCUAAAUGGUCCGGGAUCCGUAGAACAUUUUGUAAAAUUGAUUACUAUCAAGUUAAUUUUUCGUGAGUAGCUUCAGUUAAACAACGUAACAGUCACAAUGUCCAAAUUGCAUGGAACAUUAUUUCGUUCCAAAGCUCAGAAUUUUUUAUUUCCUGGUAACUCAGUUAGCUACCAGAAUCAAGAAUUUUCGUAAAUAAAAAAGUUUAUCAUAUCAUCGAGAUGAAGCUACUCACGAAAAAUUAACUUGAUAGUAAUCUGUUGUACAAAAUGUUCUACCGAUCCCUGACUAAAAUCGCUUAGCGCUACGUCUUUGCCGGUACGAUGGUAACUAGCCACGGCCGAAGUUACCAUCAGAUAAUAGGAAAUCCUAAAAAGAGGCCCAGAUGUUCAUUAUUUUAGAAUAAUCAUUAAUCUAGAAUUAUUCACGGGAUUUUUAGAAAUCGUAUAUUCAAUGCAGCGUUGUGAGUACAUCAGACUGUUUUUUUUAUAUAUAUUUUAAUUAGUUUAUUAAAAAAAUUGUUUACGUAAUUGAAAAUCUAUAUUUUUGACAUUUUAUUUUUAUUCUUAUAUUAGUUGUAAUUGAAAACAAUAGGUAUAUUAAAUAUAUGAUGUGUGUAUCCGAACGCAUUCUUUGUGAGAUUCUUAAUAUAAAAAGUUAAAGGCACGCGCAGAUUAUGCCUGACAUAACUUUUUAAUUUCGUAUUUACGUUUAUUUGUAAGUAUUAGAAAUUAUGUUAAUCUAGACUGAGAAUUUUUAGAAUAAAUUAAAACUUGUUUUAUUGCACAACACUCAUUACCGUUAGUAAAACUUUUGUAUAUAUUUAGGUAGGGCCCUGUGAAAGUACGUUACUAAAUUAAAAAUUGUUUUUUUUUCUAAUGUCAGAUUAUAAGAAAUGUUUGGGAAACAUAAAUCAAAAACACCAAUCAAAAAGUAAUUCAAAACGUUUUCCAUAAGGUCCUAUUUAAUCAUUUAAUGAUAUAUUAAUUAGAAUGUGUAGCGCUUAUAAAUAUCUCUCUCAUUAAUUUGAAGAAUUUGGUGUUAAUUGAAAAUAAAAAGUAAUCGGAGUAGAAUAAUAAAGAAAUUACUUAUUGACUAGAAUUGCAAGAGUCUGCUCUGCUCUUAGUCUUAUAAUUUAGAGGAAAAAAAAACGUUUUUUUUAUGUGGCGAAACAGGCAAAGGUUCGUCAGCAUUCAGUCUAUUUUUUUUUUAUUUCAAGUAACACCAAAUUAAAAAAUUAUAACAUCACAUCCAUAUGAAUGAAUUUAUUAAUAAUUACGUAGUUAAUAUUAAAUUAAUAUUAAGCAAUAAACACGUGUUAGUGAUACCUAUACCUACAUACGCUACCUUAGACCUAAUAAUUAUUAUUAUUAUAAAAAUAUAUUAUAUUCUCUAUUAUUAUAUGUAAGAUAUUUUUUUUACAUAAAAUUCUUCCCUUAAUUACGUCACUAUUCGUCAUUGGAUCACAUAAAUAUACGCUAAGUAAAAAAAAACAGUAAAAAUAUAUAAAGUUCCAUUUUAAGGAUAAAGAGAAAAUGUGACGUAAUUAAUCGAAAUUAUACCAAGAAAUUGUAUAAAAGAUAAUUUUAAGUGCAAUAUUAAUUUUAGCAUGAAAUCAAAAGCAAUACUUGAUACACAUCACUAUUAUUAUAUUUAAUUGUGCAUCUAUAAAUAUUUUAUAAAAAAUGCGUCAUGCGUUUUAUUUUUUAAAAAUUAAGUGCUAUAUACCCUAACGUAUUUACGAAUUCAAAAUGUAUUUCAUAUAAAUGUCUUAAGUUAUAAAAAAAAUCUUUUUAUUUAUUUGUAUAAUAUUAUGGGUGUAUACAAAUUUCUAUAUAAAUGACAGGUUUAACUUGGGUCUACUAGACUAUCCUUUUACAAUGUUCCUUUUGGAAAGGGACAGAACUAGGUAUUGUACGUUUGCUCUUAAUAUUUUAGAGAUUUGUAUAUAUCCACGUAAUGGUUGUAUUUUUAAAUAUUUUCUUU
Messenger RNA from Bicyclus anynana (squinting bush brown), 6117 nucleotides. Its product is annotated as igLON family member 5. Gene Ontology annotation, molecular function: axon guidance receptor activity; protein binding. Gene Ontology annotation, cellular component: neuronal cell body; axon; plasma membrane. The coding region runs from base 274 to 1608 and encodes 444 amino acids. The record is from RefSeq and is a predicted model, not a curated record. The transcript is spliced from 12 exons. Lineage: Eukaryota; Metazoa; Arthropoda; Insecta; Lepidoptera; Nymphalidae. Gene Ontology annotation, biological process: synapse organization; homophilic cell-cell adhesion.